AUGUAGAAGAAAAGGUUGUCAUCAAUUGAUAGAAAUUUUAUGUCUUCCCUUAGGAAAUAUGAAGAGCAUCCUUCAUAGAAGUAAAUGAAUGGUUAAAAAAAAGAAACACAAUUAUAAGAACAAUAAUUAUUGAUUUAAGACAUUCAAGCUAAUAUUUCAGAUUUAGAAAAUGGAAAUUAUGUAAAAUGUUUUACAAGUAUAAAUUUAAUGUUUACUGAUCCAAAUUAUUCACUUCGUAAACAUAUCACAUUUUAAUUAUUUGUACCUGAAGAAAAAGAUUUCAUUGGGUUUACAAUAUUGAACAAAAAAGAAAUUUGGAUUUUACUAUUACUUUAUUUUGAUAUAGUGAAUUAAGAUAAGAAUUAAUAUGCAAGAUAUCUUUGGUAAAGUAUUGUUAAAAAAAUGAGUGAAUAUUUAAAUUAUGAACUAAGAGAAGAGGUUAUAAAUAAAGUCAAAUUUUAUAGACAAAAGUCUAAAAUAACAAAUAAUCAAAAUAAAUUAAAUAAUUAACAUUCUAAUCAAUAUUAUUUUGUUGAAGAACAUGAUGAUUAAAGUAAAGAAGGUAAAGAGAUUAAUAAUAGUUAUAAAGAAAUAUGUUUUGAUAAAUCUUAUAUGGCAACAUUAUCAGAUAAUUCAAUUAUUGAAAGAAGUUAAGUAUUAGAAUAGAAUAUAAUAAUUAUGUAAGAUCAAAUUGAUUCAAUUACAAAUGAGGAUGUAUCUAAUUAAGGUCCUAGCAAUAGUUCAAUUGAUUUGAAUAAUGAUUUUGUUGAAAUUACAUAUCAUAAUUCUAAUUUGAAUGAUUUUUAAAUUCCAGAUAUUUCAUUUUAAUAGUAAUCAUAAACUGAAGAUCUAAUCAAAAAUUCUAUAUUUAUAGAUUAAGCUAGUAAUUAGGUUGAAAUUUCUUUAAUUGCUUAAAUGGAAUAAUUGGGAUUUUAAGAUAACUAAUAAUCUGAUUAAUUAAAUAAUGCACUUAUUGUAGAUUAAGAUGAUGAUAAUCGUGAAAGUUAUUAAAAUUUAGGAAUAGAUUAAAUUAGUUAAAAUUCUCUUGAAAAUAUUAAAAUUCAAGAAUCAUCAAUUUAUUAACAAAAUUUUUUGGAAGAAAAUAAAUAAACAGAUUUACUUAAGGAUAAUAAAAUUAUAAAUUAAAAUGAUAAACCAAUAUAUAUAUUAGAUUUUGAAAAAAUAGCAUUUGAUUCAUUUUCAAAUUCUGAUUAAUUUUGUAAGAAAUCUAAUUUAAUGGGAGAAACUCCUCAUUUUUCUAUGAAUCAAUAAAUUAUCAAUUAAUGGUCAAAAGAAGACAUAAAAGAUUAAAUAUAAUAAGAAGAAGAAGAAAAAGAAAAGUAAGUAAUGCCAUUUAAAAAAUUUGAAGAAUAAUUGGCACAUGAUCAGGCGAAGUAGAUUUUAUAGUAAGAUUUAGAAUAAUUAAAUAAUGAUUCAGAUGAAGAUAAUGAUUAAAUUGAAACUAAAUAAUAAAAAUAUGAAGAGAAAAAUAGUUUAUCUAAAAUUGAAUAAUAAGAUAUUAUAAAUAUUGAAUUUAAAUCAUCAUUAGAUAUUGUUAAUUCAAAAUAGAAAACUAUUGAUGAUUAUUUUAAACCAAAAAAUAAAAAUGAGUCUAAAAAUUGUAAUAAAUUAGAUGAAGAACCUAUUAAAAAACAAGAAUUUGAAUAAUCUUUAUAGAAUGAUAAAAGGAGAAAAAGUAGAAUAAGCAAAAUAAUGUAAAAAUCAAAUGUAAAUUCUCAACUUGAUUAAGCAUUUGAAUGUGAUAUGUCUUCUUAAUAACCUUCACAUUGUAUAUAUUUAGAAUAAUCACAUGAUCUUGAAUCUUAAUAAAUAUCAAAUAAUAAAAAGAGACGAUCAUCUCUUGUUGAUAAAAGAUAUGAUUAAAAUUUUAUGGAUAAACAUGGAUCAGGAUAUAGAUUUGAAGUUUAAAAAGCACCUUAAAGAUUAAAAGAAAAAUAUUAAGUUGAAGAAAUACUUGUACCAAAAAGAUCUAGCAAAAGAAUUUAAUAUCCAGAAAGAAGUGAUUUAGAAAUAUCUAAAAUGAUUAUUGCUAAUAAUGAAAUUUUGAAUUAUUUUACUCCUGCAGAUAGAUAAUCUUAACAAAUAUCAGAAGAAAUUAAUAAUAGAAUACAUCCCAUAACAUAUUUUCAUUCACUUAAUAAGAAUGAUAAAAAUCAAAUAAUUAUUGUAAAUUAUUGAACUAUAAAUUCUAGUUAUCAAACAAUUAAGAACAUUUUAUAAAUGAUAUUGUAGAAAUCGAGAUUUGUUUAGCAAAUAUCAAUGAUAAUGAUAGUCAUCAUAUUGUUAAGGUAAUAUAAUUUAUUAAUUAGAUUGUAAGUGGAUAAUUAAAUGGUUAAAUAGCAAUUGCCUAAAUAAAAAAAUAAAAUUCAGAAUAAAUCAUAUUUGAAGAUUACAAUUUUUAUAAUAAAUAUAUCCACUUUUAAUAUCAACAAUCAUAAGCUAUCUACUUACCAUUAGGCAGUUAUUUAAUUAAUUAAAAUUGA
Messenger RNA from Paramecium pentaurelia, 2504 nucleotides. NCBI's taxonomy places the organism in Eukaryota, Ciliophora, Oligohymenophorea, Peniculida, Parameciidae. The record is from the annotation of a GenBank genome assembly.